GCAGGUAUUCCUUCGCAGCUGAUUGGACAAGCGACGAAAGGGGCGUUUUCUACAAAAUAGCGCCAGAUGUGGUAAAUACACAGCACAACUGUUAAAAGUUAGAUUUUCGGACGUGCAUGUUACGGUUAGCGAUGCGUAAAGUCAAGAAGGAAGUCGUAGAACUGGUGGAAAGUGCGAAACCGAAGCGGAAGAGGCAGAGGACGCGUGGAGACAAGGACGAAGAGCCCAAUGGACCUGCGUGUCUGUCCACCCACCACACUUUCCACGACCCUGGUGACGUCACCCACCUGCGGACUCUCCUGCUCCGCUGGUACGACCUGGAGAAGCGAGAGCUGCAAUGGAGGACAGUGGCGUCGACAGAGGCGGACGUCAACAUAAGGGUCUAUGCAGUGUGGGUGUCCGAGAUCAUGCUGCAGCAGACCCAGGUCGCCACGGUGACGGACUAUUACAACAAAUGGAUGAAGCGUUGGCCUACGGUGUCAGAUCUGGCAGCUGCAACACUUGAGGAGGUAAAUCAGAUGUGGGCGGGCCUUGGUUACUAUUCCAGAGGGAAACGUCUUCAUGAAGGAGCCCAAAAGGUGGUUUCUGAGCUUGACGGACAAAUGCCCGUCACGGUGGACGACCUGCUGAAACAACUGCCAGGGGUGGGCCGCUACACGGCUGCGGCCAUCGGCUCCAUUGCACUGGGACAUGUUACGGGCGCUGUGGACGGCAACGUGAUCCGGGUGCUGUGCCGGAUGAGGGCCAUCGGGGCCGACUGCACGAGUCCUGCAGUCACAGAGGCUCUUUGGAGUCUGGCCAAUACGCUGGUGCACCCUGAGCGCCCGGGGGACUUCAACCAGGCCAUGAUGGAGUUGGGGGCCCGAAUCUGCACUCCCAAGGCGCCUCUGUGCAACCAGUGUCCUGUGCGCUCUCACUGCCUCUCCUACCGCAAGGUUCAUGCCAAGCAAGAGAAGACGUCUAGAAAGCUUUUGGGGAAAGAAGACGUGAAACCUCCGGCACUUCUUGACAUAGAAGACUGCAGGACGGACGGAAUAUGUCCUCUGUGUCCGUCCCAGCCUUGGGAUGAGGAACUGGGGGUCCUCAACUUCCCGAGGAAGCCGGCAAAGAAGCCCCCCCGAGUGGAGCGAACCUUGACGUGCGUGGUGACUCGACACGGACAAGAAGGCGAGGACGAGUUCCUGCUCACGCGAAGACCAAAUAAAGGUUUGCUGGCAGGACUGUGGGAGUUUCCCAGUCGUCUGUUGCAGGAAGAGAAGUCAGAGGAGGAACACAAGGGGGCGCUGUGUGCAGACCUCAGCAGCCUCCUGGGAGUACAAGUGAUUGGCAGCUCCCUCAACUAUGUAGGAGAAGUGGUCCACGUUUUCUCGCACAUCCACCAGACGUACGUUGUCCACACUUUAUGUCUGAGAGACGCCGGCGCACCAACGCAGACCGAAAACGCUCAAUGGCUCAGCAGGUCGGCACUGCAGGAAGCCGCCGUGCCGACAGGGGUGAAAAAGGUUGUCAACCUCUGUGACCUUCAGAAGAAGCACACGUCUGCAGAGACCAAAAGGCGAAAGAAGGGCGACAUAAGAGAAGUCAAGAAGAGACCAAGAGGCGUGAAGAAAGCUACAACUAACAAAAACAAACAACUUUCACUUACGUCUUUCUUUAAGACAACAAAACAGGAACCUUGAUGAAAAAAAUAUAUGAUGCAUUUCUACGUAUAUAGAGUUUGUCUUUAAAUCAUGCUAGUAGUAGUCCCUUUUUUUUAAAAGUCAUGACAUUGCAUUUUGUUUUAAGUAUGUAUUGGUAUUAAAAUUCCACUAAACUGUUUCCAUAGCAAUAGUCAUGAAAAUGCUGUCAUUAUUGUAUGUACUUUAAACCCUUGAUAAUAAAUGUUAUAACUAUU
Nerophis ophidion (straightnose pipefish) is the source of this 1894-nucleotide messenger RNA. It is a transcript of the gene mutyh, whose product is annotated as mutY DNA glycosylase. The transcript has 15 exons. Gene Ontology annotation, biological process: mismatch repair; base-excision repair. The coding region runs from base 117 to 1679 and encodes 520 amino acids. Gene Ontology annotation, molecular function: 8-oxo-7,8-dihydroguanine DNA N-glycosylase activity; oxidized purine DNA binding; 4 iron, 4 sulfur cluster binding. NCBI's taxonomy places the organism in Eukaryota, Metazoa, Chordata, Actinopteri, Syngnathiformes, Syngnathidae. The record is from RefSeq and is a predicted model, not a curated record. Gene Ontology annotation, cellular component: nucleus.